This is a messenger RNA of Colletotrichum scovillei, 501 nucleotides long. RefSeq lists its product as uncharacterized. The transcript has 2 exons. The coding region runs from base 1 to 501 and encodes 166 amino acids. The record is from RefSeq and is a predicted model, not a curated record. Lineage: Eukaryota; Fungi; Ascomycota; Sordariomycetes; Glomerellales; Glomerellaceae.
AUGCCUCCAACAACCACACCUACCUCCAUCGCAAUCUAUCGCGCCUCCGACCUCGACAUCACCGGCCCCGCCCAUCACGAGCAAUACCAAGUCAUUACCAGCCCCGUCCCCCCCCCCCCUUUCUCCCCAUCCGGCGUGUUCAACGCAUCCUUCCCCGACAAUGGCUUCGGCUCAAACAGCACCACCAACGGCAUCUCCGAGCUGCGCACCUGGAGCGCCAGUCCCGAGGACGGGGUGGAUUUCGACCUCACCUUCUCCACCUCCGCGACUAUCCUCCUAAACGGCGGCGUUGGCUUCUUCGAGUCCUGCAACAGCACCGUCUACGAGAGGAGCAGACCCGCAGGCGUCGCGCGCGGCUGGAUCGCCGUCGACCCGGAGCGUUCGCUGACCUGGUACGACCGGCAGUGGGGCGGCGCACCCCCAGGUUGGCAGUGGUUCGAGAUCCAUCUCGAGAACUCCGACCCGAAGGACUAUGACGUGCCCAUGUCCGUAAGGGUGUGA